CAGUGGCGCAAUCAAGCCUGGUCAGGAGUGUUACGUCAUCAAGCCUGGUCAGGAGUGUUACGCCAAGCCUGGUCAGGAGUUUGUGUAUCACGAUGGUGACGGCGAACAAUGACUCGGGCGGGGACGCGAGUGGUUCCCUCAGCAAGGUAACGUUCGGGAGGAAGGGCGGAUGUUACAUCACCAAGGGCGUGACGGUGCUGCUGGUGGUGCUCUUCGUCAGUGCUACAGUGACCACGGCGCUCCUCGUCUACUACUUCGCCCCAUACGUCAGGCACGAGACUCCCCACCGUGCCUCCAUCGUCAGCCAUGUCCUCCCUUCGUCACAGCGCGUCAACAACAUGCAGACGGCUUCAGGUGGCACCAAGCCUGGACCUCCAAAGUCACCCAGACCAAAAUUUACAAGUUCCAUAAUGCAUUCUUCCUCAACGUCUUCACUCACCACCACAACAUCUUAACCCCUGUCACGUUCGCACUUGGAACAACAGUCACGUCCGUACCUCCAACCACAAGCAAGUCCGUUGGUCCGUCCAGCUCAGGUGUAGUCAAGAAGAGACCAGAUGUCCGGUUACCCAGAGCCCUCAAACCCACCCGCUAUGUCGUCAAACUUCAGCCUUUCAUCAACGGAGACUUCAGCAUCAGGGGAUAUUUGGAGGUGGAGAUGGUCGUCCUUGAACCUACCUCCAACAUCACCCUCCACAUUGACAAUAGGACGAAGAAUGAUACUGUCAGGAUCAUACCCGUGGCCGACUCAACAAGGCCAGCACCAACUAUAACUCACCACACAUACGACCAAGAGCGACAGUUCUACAUCGCCAGUCUGUCAGAGCCGCUGGAAGCUGGCACGAGUUAUGUACUGACCAUGGCCUUCCUCGCUCACCUCAACACACAGCUCAAUGGAUUCUAUAAGUCACAGUAUAAGGACGAGGAUGGCACAGACAGGUGGGUGGCGGCGACAUUGUUCCAGCCAACAGAGGCCAGACGCGCCUUCCCCUGCUUCGACGAGCCUGAACUAAAGGCCACUUUUGAGAUAUUUCUGGCGAGGGAACAUCACAUGACCUCCCUGUCUAACAUGCCACUUAUGGAGACCUUCCCUAUGGAGAGACAGGAGGGAUGGGUAUGGGAUCACUACCCCCCCAGCGUACCCAUGUCAACCUACUUAGUCCUUGCCGUCUCUAACUACACCUACAUCCAGUCUAAUGAUCUUAACCACGUCAUGUUCCGAGGUGGACGAGAGGAAGUCAUCGACCACGCCCACUACUCCCUCAGGAUAGGUCAAGAAAUGUUGGCCUUCUACGAGUACUACUUCGGUAUCCCGUUCCCCUUGCCCAAGCUCGACUCCAUCACAGUGCCAGAAAACGUCGGUGGUAUGGAGAACUGGGGCCUGGUACUGUAUGGGGAAACAUCGUUGCUGUACGAGGCGGGGGUGUCGUCAGCGGCCAACAAGCAGAGCACAGGAUUCAUUGUGUCCCACGAGUUGGCCCACCAGUGGUUUGGGAACCUGGUGACACCGCGUUGGUGGGACGACUUGUGGCUAAAUGAAGGUUUCGCUUCCUACACGGAGUAUGUGGCGCUUGACCAUGUAGAGCCAAGCUGGAGUGUGAUGGAACAGUUCGUUUUCAUCGACAUACAUGACGUGUUCGCCAUCGACUGCCUGGAGUCUUCACACCCCAUCAACCUCCCGGUCCAACAUCCUGACGACAUUAAAAAUUUUGACCGAAUUACCUACGCUAAAGGAGCUUCAGUGAUCCGCAUGAUGAACCACUUCCUGACGGAGGCCACCUUCAGGAGAGGCCUCGCUGACUACCUCAGUGCUCUUCAAUAUGGCAGCGCAGUACAAGACGAUCUGUGGGAGUACCUGACGAAGGCCGCCCACCAGGACCAGACACUGCCUCCGGAGAUGACAGUGAAGAUGGUGAUGGACACGUGGACGCUGCAGAUGGGUUACCCGGUCAUUAAGGUAGUGAGGAGUGAAGAUGGGACCUCAGCCACCAUCUCUCAGGAACGGUUUCGCCUGACGAAGAGAGAGAACCAGACCACCAGUCACGACUACAGGUGGUGGGUGCCUUUGACCUUCACCAGCCAAGACAACCCAGUCUUCAGCGUCACACAACCCAUGGCCUGGAUGAAAAACACUGAUGCACAGAUCAUCGUGUUGCCACUACCCAAGAAAGAGGAUUGGGUCGUGUUCAACCUACAACAGACGGGGUACUACAGGGUUAACUACGACGACCACAACUGGGGUCUGAUCAUUCACCAGCUCCUCACAGAUCACUCGGUCAUUAAUGCGCUCAACCGCGCGCAGCUCCUCGACGACGCCUUAGACUUGGCCCGUGCCAGCCAGCUAUCAUACGAUAUUGCGCUACGUGUGGUCGGGUACCUGAACAGAGAGACAGAGUACGUGCCGUGGGCCUCUGCGUUAGACAACAUGGACUACCUCUACAACAUGUUCACACACUCACCUCACUACGCCGCCUUUAAAAAUUAUCUACUCGAUCUGAUCAUGCCAUUAUACGAGUCAGUGGGCUUUGCGGAUAACUGGCAGGAUCCGCACUUACAGCAGUACAAGCGGGUCCUAGCGUUGUCGUGGGCGUGUAAACUGCAACACCAGGACUGUGUUGAUAACUCCGUCAGCCUCUUUCACCAGUGGAUGCUCAACCCAGCCAAUCACAGCAUCAUCUCGCCCAACUUGCGGAGUACCGUGUACUGUACCGCAAUCGCUGCUGGAGGUCAAGUAGAAUGGGACUUCGUGUGGGCUCAGUACCUCAACACCAGCGUCAGAACCGAGAAACAGAAGCUGCUGAGUGCUCUGGGCUGUACCAAGCAGACCUCCAUCCUCUCUCGGUUCCUGGAUAUGGUGUUCGGCGAAGCUGGCGGCAUCAAGUACAGCGAGUCGAGAAAUGCUUAUUACUCUGUGGCAAAGAACGGCCUAGGACGUCCCCUCGUGUGGCCCUACUUCAGGAACCACUGGCAGGAGAUCCGUCAGAGAUACGCGUCAGCGUUUGAUCUGCACCGAUUUGUGAAGAUAGCUACUUCUGCCCUCACUACUGCUGAGGAUCUGCAGGAGGUGCAAGCUUUCCGGGAGGCCGAGGCGAGCGACCUGCAGUCAGCGGACAGAGUGAUGAACCAGGCAGUGGAGAAGAUAGUUGGUGACAUCAUCUGGCGCAACCAAAACCAUGAUUACAUUGUACAGUGGCUACACCAUCAUGGUUACUCCCUCUAGUUGUGGCUACACCAUCAUGGUUACUCCCUCUAGUUGUGGCUACACCAUCAUGGUUACUCCCUCUAGUUGUGGCUACACCAUCAUGGUUACUCCCUCUAGUUGUGUUGUAUCAAAACUUUUAGUUAUAUAAUUAACUACGUUGGCCAUAAAUAUAUUUUUUAUGAACAAGUUUGCUAAAGAAAAUAGUAAUUUUAAGGAGUAACGCUAUUAAACUAUUCCUUCAUUGAAAUUUAUAGAAAGACAUUUGAGGGCGCGCGCGCGUGUGUGUGUGUGUGUGUGUGUAUUAUACCCAGGGGCUUUUCUAAUCACCUCACCUAUUUAACCUACCGAUUGGUUAGCAUUGUUUGUAUACCUAUGCAUUGUUAUGCACACAUUGCUGGCCAAUAUAAACCUGUAUGCCGAGUUAUACUGAAUAACCAGGUACAAUAACAAAGAAAAUCAUCCCAAACUAUUCUAUAAAACAACAACCAGACGCGUGUUUAGGGCCAAUCACCUCGUUCUUGGGGCAGCCCGUCUGUACAGUUGUUUAUAUUCUCAUUAUGUACAAAAACAAUAAUAUUUGGGUGUAUGAACAUUGUACCAUACAUCUGGACACACAGCCGAUUUCAAUUUCAUGUUAUUAAACACAAGACAAGAACAUAUCACUCAAAUCCUCCCAUUUCCAUUUCUUUUAUUUUUUUUUUUUUUUGCUUACUGUAUUUUGGGGCGCUGUACCAAUUACUCUACUAAUGACAAACUCGACUCUGAAUAAUAGUCUUUAUUUUUUAUAAUUUAAGGGUGAAUAAGGUUAAGUAAUGCAUCUGUUUAUCAAAUGACAAAAACAGUGAUAGGAAAACAAUACAGUAUUGUAAAACCGUGUAAAUAAAAUCGCUUAUGAUAUA
Messenger RNA from Homarus americanus (American lobster), 4101 nucleotides. RefSeq names its product aminopeptidase N-like. Gene Ontology annotation, biological process: peptide catabolic process; proteolysis. Gene Ontology annotation, molecular function: peptide binding; metalloaminopeptidase activity; zinc ion binding. Gene Ontology annotation, cellular component: cytoplasm. The coding region runs from base 170 to 3220 and encodes 1016 amino acids. The transcript is spliced from 17 exons. The record is from RefSeq and is a predicted model, not a curated record. NCBI's taxonomy places the organism in Eukaryota, Metazoa, Arthropoda, Malacostraca, Decapoda, Nephropidae.